Molecule: messenger RNA, 1728 nt
Organism: Bipolaris zeicola 26-R-13
Lineage: Eukaryota; Fungi; Ascomycota; Dothideomycetes; Pleosporales; Pleosporaceae
Exons: 2
Coding region: 1-1728 (575 amino acids)
Molecular function (GO): catalytic activity
Source: RefSeq, a predicted model, not a curated record
AUGGCACCCUUUCUAGGAACAGAGCAGGACCAAAACAAUCAGUCCACCCAACCAAACGCUUUGCUGUUGGGUACAAGAACAGCCCUGGACCAACUUCUAGCAAAGGCCAAAGACAACCUCCCUCAAGAGUCACUGCAGCAUAUUACCAAUGUCAAGUUCUCGACCGCCAACACAGGAUCACCCUACUUUCCAAGCCCAUUGAAGCAGACGGAAGCAAUCUCGGCCCUCAAGGCUGUCGAGGCAGGCGUUGCCUCUGCUAUAGCUGAUCUUGACAAUGAUCAAAAAGAUCGCCACAUUGCAGUCGAUCUUGAAAGAGCAACAGCUUUUCUCUUCUCCACCUACCUCACCACUGUAGGAGGCCUUGACAAGUCGAAUCCCAAGGUCAAAAAGUUACUGAAAAACACGGACCUUCUCCAAGCCCAGUCUAUUCUCUACCGCAGGUUGUCUGCAAAUCUCUAUGAGACCAAGAGACCGGGAGAGUACUUUCACCUGCAUGGCUCCCUCGAGGCAACCAAAGCACUGAACAUGGUUGGUCUGGAAGGCUUCCGACCUGACUUGACCGAUUAUCACGAGUGCAUCAAAGUAAUUGAGGAUCGCGUCCGACAAUUUACGGUAGAAGAGCUUGAAGAAAAGAAUCGGGCGAUCAAACAAGCUGGUGUGACCUGCCUAAAAUGGGAUGACUUCCGAACUACUGAACACGGUCAAGCACUGAUGCAGGAGCCGCCCUGGAAAGUAGAACCUCUGGAAACCGACACACCACCAACCCCACUACCCUUCCGAUCUUCACAUGCACCAAAGCCACAGAUCCUCUCUGGCAUCCGUGUUCUUGAGCUUUGCCGAAUCAUUGCCGGCCCGGCAAUGGGCCGUGGUCUUGCCGAGUAUGGUGCUGAAGUUAUUAAAGUCACAUCGCCGAACCUGUCCGAUGUGCCUUUCUUCCAGGUGGAUGCCAACAUUGGAAAACAUACGACCGACUUGAACUUGAAGGAUCCGAAUGAUCGACAGACCUUUGAAGAGCUUCUACAAUCUGUAGAUAUUGUUCUUGAUGGCUAUCGCCCUGGCAGCUUGAAUCGUCUUGGAUAUGGACCACAAAAAAUGGUCGAGUUGGCGAAGAAGCGUGGCAAGGGCAUAGUAUAUAUUGCCGAGGACUGCUUUGGCCACGUUGGACCAUGGUCAUCACGUCCAGGUUGGCAACAGAUUGCAGACUGUGUUACCGGUGUAGCCUGGGCACAAGGUCAAGCAAUGGGGCUGAACGAGCCUGUCGUACCGCCGUUCCCCAUGAGCGACUAUGGCACAGGCUGCAUGGGCACCAUCGCUGCCCUAGUCGGGCUCUACAGGCGGGCCAAAUCUGGUGGAAGCUACCUUGGUCUCACUUCUCUAUGCCAAUACGACAUAUUCCUGCUUCAGCUUGGUCUUUACGACGAUCGCACAAUGGCCGAGCUCAAGAAGCAACACGACAAGGAGUUCUUCGAGCUACGUCACUACGAUUCAGUAGAUGAGGUUGGUAAGCGGGCCCUCAAGACCAUGAGAAGAACACACCCAGAGCUGUUUGAGGACCGACAUAUGCAGGAGUGCUUUAGCAGGGGUUUCAACGCCAAUGUCAGGACUAUUCGACCCGUAGUCAACAUUGAAGGCUACUGGAACGGAUUCCUGCGCAGCUCGCGACCAAAUGGUUUCGACCAGCCUACAUGGGAUAAUUGGGAGGUUGAUGAAGAUUUAUUACGAGCAUAA